GGUGCAAUCAAAUGUACUUAACAAGGCCCAAGUCCUCUAAAGGGCGCAGCAGACCCGCUGUGAACAGCUCCUUGUGUUCAAGCCCACCGGAGUCUCCUGAGGACAGCAGAGGUGAUCGCAGGCCGGACAGAAUCCUCCGCUCUCAGUGUCAGCCAGUGAGCCAAGAAGAGGUUCUCCACAUGCUUCAGCAUGCUCCUGCCGCCCCGCCACUGUCUUUAAACCAGUACAAGGUCCUCCCGUCCAUAGAGAGGAGGCAGUCAGAAGCAAGCCUGGAUGAAAACUUAUCGAAGAUUUCCAGCUCUGAUGAUGAAGAGAGGAGGCCUGACACGGCGCCAGAGGAAACCAACACUGCUCCGACAACAGGCAGCCUUCUUCUUGCUGUGAGAGCGCCGUGCGGUCGGAGGUUUGAGCAGAACUUUGAGCCCACCGACAGCCUGCGGAUGGUGAGAGCCAGCGCCGAGGACAGGUACGGAGCCAGCUACAGAGGGGCCUUCAUCAGCACCAUGGAGGUGCCUCGCAGGACCUUCACUGAGCUGGAUGUGACGUUGGCGCAGUGCGGCAUCGUGAACAGAUCCCUGCUGUGCAUCUCUCAGAAUCAUGACAGUGCACUGGAUGAUGAGAGAAAAAUGAUUUAUUUUGCAGGUUAG
This is a messenger RNA of Salarias fasciatus (jewelled blenny), 647 nucleotides long. It is a transcript of the gene ubxn10, whose product is annotated as UBX domain protein 10. The record is from RefSeq and is a predicted model, not a curated record. Lineage: Eukaryota; Metazoa; Chordata; Actinopteri; Blenniiformes; Blenniidae. The transcript has a single exon. Bases 12 to 647 code for a protein of 211 amino acids. Gene Ontology annotation, molecular function: protein binding.